Messenger RNA from Colletotrichum abscissum, 186 nucleotides. RefSeq lists its product as uncharacterized. The coding region runs from base 1 to 186 and encodes 61 amino acids. The record is from RefSeq and is a predicted model, not a curated record. The transcript has a single exon. Lineage: Eukaryota; Fungi; Ascomycota; Sordariomycetes; Glomerellales; Glomerellaceae.
AUGUAUAUUUGUUUUUUAUUUCUACUUUUACUGGCUGCUCGGGCGAUUCUCGAUAUCGUUUAUACAGUAUUAAUACACAGUAUUAGUGGAUACUCACACUGUCUCGCUAGACUAUUAUAUAUAUAUAUAAGUAAAAUUAAAAGUACUAAGGUAAAUAUCGUGCUUAUAAAGGUCGAUAUUAUUUAA